UAAAAUAUAAAAAAUAGAAAUAUAUUCUCUCCUUCAACCAACGCCAACCAUCAUAAAACACAGAUCAAAAUCAAAAAUCAAACUCCAAUCUAAUCCCCUCUUUCUCAGAUCCAUGGCUUCUCGCUUCCUCCUCUUCUUCCUCUUCACUUCUCUUCUACUCUCCAUCUCCCUCGCCGAGAUCCAUUUCUCCGAGAUCCGAUCCGACGACCGUCAAAUUAUCCCUUUCGACGAAUUCGGGUUCACCCACUUGGGCCGACUCGAACUCAACGUCACAAACAUCCACCUCUCAAACCCUAACCCCGAUCUUGACCGAUCAAAAAUCGGAUUCUUCCUCUGCACUCGUGAUUCCUGGCUUCACGUUAUUAACCAACUCGAAGAUGGUGAAAUCACGUGCGCUCUUCAAUCGGAUCUUAUCAAACCCGUUUUCACUUUCAACGAACUCGUAAAAGACCAAACUAGCCUCUCCAAAACACUCACCCAUAACGAUGCCGAUCAGUACACGCUUGUGUUUGCCAAUUGCUUGACGUCGCUGAAAGUCUCCAUGGACGUCAAGUCGGCGAUGUAUAAUCUCGAUAAAGGCGGUAAAGCUCGUGACUAUUUAUCAGCAGGCAAAACUAUGCUGCCGCGGGUUUAUUACUUAUUGUCGCUGAUUUAUUUCGGUUUAGCUGGGGUUUGGAUUUAUGUUUUAUAUAAGAAACGACUUACUGUUUAUCGAAUUCAUUUCUUCAUGCUUGCUGUGGUCAUUUUAAAGACAAUGAAUUUGUUGUGCGAAGCUGAGGACAAGAGCUAUAUUAAGAGAACAGGUUAUGCUCAUGGAUGGGAUGUUUUGUUUUACAUUUUUAGUUUUCUGAAGGGAAUCACGUUGUUUACUUUGAUUGUUCUGAUUGGUACCGGGUGGUCGUUCUUGAAACCAUACUUACAAGGUAAAGAAAAGAAGGUUUUGAUGAUUGUGAUUCCCUUACAGGUUGUUGCCAAUAUUGCCCAAGUUGUGAUUGAUGAGACUGGGCCGUAUGGGCAGGAUUGGAUUACUUGGAAACAAGUGUUUUUGUUGGUUGAUGUUGUCUGUUGUUGUGCGGUUUUGUUUCCAAUUGUUUGGUCGAUUAAGAAUUUGAGGGAAGCUGCGAGGACAGAUGGGAAGGCAGCCGUGAAUUUGAUGAAGUUGACUUUGUUUAGGCAGUAUUAUAUUGUGGUGAUCUGUUAUAUUUACUUUACUAGGGUUGUGGUUUAUGCUUUGGAGACCAUUACUUCAUAUAAGUAUUUGUGGACGAGCGUGGUGGCUGGAGAAUUGGCUACGUUGGCGUUUUAUUUUUUUACUGGGUACAAGUUUAAGCCGGAAGCACAUAAUCCAUAUUUUGUUGUGGAUGAUGAAGAGGAAGAGGCUGCGGCUGAGGCUUUGAAGCUAGAAGAUGAGUUCGAGUUGUAAUUAAUUUUGAGAUCAAAGAAGAUGGCGUGUCAAGAAAUUGAGAGAUUUUGAGGUGGAUACUUGAUCAUUGCUACAUUUACAUUGCACACAUGGGAUGAUUUACUAUGUGGUUUUCUUAAUCUCUUGUUUUUGUACCUUAUUUUUGUUAUUGGGUUAGUAGGGUAGGCUCUUAAAUUUCAUGUAUCUCCAUGAAAAUGGAUAUCCAACAGUAUGUACAAGCUCUUAAAGUAAAUCAGCCACUGUUUUGACUAA
Molecule: messenger RNA, 1675 nt
Organism: Populus trichocarpa (black cottonwood)
Lineage: Eukaryota; Viridiplantae; Streptophyta; Magnoliopsida; Malpighiales; Salicaceae
Product: protein CANDIDATE G-PROTEIN COUPLED RECEPTOR 7
Exons: 1
Coding region: 113-1423 (436 amino acids)
Biological process (GO): transport
Cellular component (GO): membrane; Golgi apparatus
Source: RefSeq, a predicted model, not a curated record